Rangifer tarandus platyrhynchus (Svalbard reindeer) is the source of this 1509-nucleotide messenger RNA. The record is from the annotation of a GenBank genome assembly. Lineage: Eukaryota; Metazoa; Chordata; Mammalia; Artiodactyla; Cervidae.
AUGUUGCAUGUGGGCUCUAGAAAUGCUCAGGGUCUCUGUAAAAACCUGCAAGAGCUGAAUGUCUCUGACUGUCCAACACUCACAGAUGAAUCAAUGAGAUACAUCUCUGAGAGCUGCCCUGGAGUCCUGUACCUCAAUCUAUCUAACACAGUUAUCACCAACAGGACAAUGAGACUCCUGCCAAGGUACUUCUAUAAUUUACAGAAUCUUAGUUUGGCUUACUGCAGAAAGUUCACAGACAAAGGUUUACAGUACCUGAAUUUGGGGAACGGAUGCCACAAGCUCAUCUAUCUGGACCUUUCCGGCUGCACCCAGAUUUCAGUCCAAGGCUUCAGGAACAUUGCAAACAGCUGCAGUGGGAUAAUGCAUCUGACUAUCAAUGACAUGCCGACUCUGACGGACAACUGUGUAAAAGCUUUAGUUGAAAAAUGCCGUCGUAUUUCAUCAGUAGUUUUCAUUGGUGCACCACAUAUUUCUGAUAGUACUUUCAAAGCUCUUUCUGCUUGUGACAUCAAAAAGAUCCGAUUUGAAGGAAAUAAAAGGAUUACUGAUGCAUGCUUCAAACUUAUAGACAAAAGUUAUCCAAACAUCAGGCACAUUUACAUGGUAGACUGCAAGGGAAUCACAGAUGGUAGCCUCAAAUCACUCUCACCUUUGAAGCAUCUCACUGUGUUGAAUCUGGCAAACUGUGUAAGAAUUGGUGAUAUGGGACUAAAGCAAUUUCUUGACGGUCCUGCAAGCACAAAGAUAAGAGAAUUAAACUUAAGUAACUGUACCCACCUGGGUGAUGCCUCCAUUGCAAAACUAUCAGAACGGUGCUAUAAUCUAAACUACUUGAGUUUACGAAAUUGUGAACAUCUGACUGACCUAGGAGUUGAAUUCAUUGCAAACAUCUUUUCUUUGGUAUCAGUUGAUCUCUCUGGAACAGACAUCUCUAAUGAGGGUUUGAUGACACUUUCCAGACAUAGAAAAUUAAAGGAACUUUCUGUGUCUGAGUGUGAUAAAAUCACCGAUUUUGGAAUCCAGGUAUUCUGCAAAGGCUCACUGACCUUGGAACAUCUGGAUGUCUCUUAUUGCCCCCAACUAUCAGAUAUAAUUAUUAAAGCAUUGGCCAUUUAUUGUAUUAAUCUCACAUCUCUCAGUGUUGCUGGCUGUCCAAAGAUUACUGACUCAGCAAUGGAGAUGUUAUCAGCAAAAUGCCAUUAUCUGCAUGUUUUGGAUAUUUCUGGUUGUAUCCUGCUUACUGACCAAAUGCUUGAGAACCUUGAAAUGGGCUGCCGACAACUCCGGAUCCUAAAGAUGCAGUACUGCAGACUUAUUUCCAAGGAGGCAGCUAUAAGAAUGUCAUCUAUAGUUCAUCACCAGGAAUAUAGCGCUUCUGACCCUCCACUUUGGUUUGGCUAUGAUUCUGAAGGCAAGUCUCUUACAGAGCAACAAAAUACAUCACUUAAAGAUUCAGAAUUGACCACAAAAGAGUCAACAUACAAUAGUGAAGAGGAAGCAGUAUGA